This is a messenger RNA of Petromyzon marinus (sea lamprey), 738 nucleotides long. NCBI's taxonomy places the organism in Eukaryota, Metazoa, Chordata, Hyperoartia, Petromyzontiformes, Petromyzontidae. The record is from RefSeq and is a predicted model, not a curated record.
AUGCCACUGACGGCCGCCGCCGCAGAUAGCGACCGUAGUGCCGAGCAGGAUGGGGGAAGGUGCUACACAGGCAUGCCGGGGAUCCCGGGGAAUCACGGGAUCCCGGGAAACCCGGGCCCGAUCGGUCCUCUUGGGCGAGAUGGACGGGACGGGCAUGACGGCCAGCCUGGCAAGAACGGCGAUAAAGGAGACCAGGGGGAUGAUGGCGUGAAAGGGGACAAAGGGAGCGCAGGAGAGGCCGGGUUGCCUGGAAAAUUUGGACCGAUGGGCCCCGCUGGAGAGAAAGGGGAUCGUGGACUUCAGGGUGAAAAGGGAGACAAAGGAGAAGUCCCGGCUGCCAUCCCCAGAUCCGCAUUCACCGUGGGUCUGUCUGGAUCUAACCCUCGCAGCGGCUCCCCUAUAACAUUCGGCAAGGUCACGUACAAUGAGCAGAAUCAUUACAACACGUUCACCGGCAAGUUCACUUGCCAUUUCCCGGGCGUCUAUUACUUUGACUACCAUCUCACCGGUAGCAGUGGCAGCAUCCGGGUUUCCCUGAGACGCAAUGGACACGCAGUUCAGUUUAGAUAUUCCUCCGUCACGGCCUAUUACAGCUUGUCAGGCGCUUCAGUCUUGCGUUUGACAAAGGGUGAUGAAGUGUGGCUACAAACAGAAAGUUCUCACACAAAGGUUUACACAGAUUCUGGCGCUGACGGCACCUUUUCAGGUUUCCUACUGUACCCCGACCUGCCCUUAUAA